Messenger RNA from Trichoderma atroviride IMI 206040, 922 nucleotides. Its product is annotated as mitochondrial 37S ribosomal protein mS41. Lineage: Eukaryota; Fungi; Ascomycota; Sordariomycetes; Hypocreales; Hypocreaceae. Gene Ontology annotation, cellular component: mitochondrion. The record is from RefSeq and is a predicted model, not a curated record.
AGGUCGCUGGCUUCAAUCUCGUUCGCAGCCAAUAUUACUGCAGUUAAAACAUUUGGUUUCCGCGCAACAGUCACGAUGAAGUCCGGCCUCUCACCAUCGACAUCACCCUUGCGAUUCCUUCGCAGCACCAACUUCCUCGGCGCAAGCCAGACACGAUGGCUCCAUAAGACGAGACCAGCCCCGAAGGUCCCACAGCCGCGGCCUUUCGUCCCCGACGUUCAGACUUUUCUUACACUCAUUGGCCGCGGCCUGAACAAGCACGCAUCCAAAUUCCCGUCGUGGGAGUCUCUCUUCUCUCUUACCUCCCCACAACUGAAAGAGCUGGGCAUCGAGCCGCCUCGCAACCGAAAAUACCUUUUGCAAUGGAUGCAGAGAUAUCGCAAUGGAGCAUUGGGACCGGGCGGAGACUUCAAGUAUGUCAAAGACGGCCAGGCUCUGCUGAAAGUCGCUACCCCGCCAGCGUCCGUCAUCAGCGACGCAAAAUAUGUAGUCAACGUGCCUCAAGAGGAAGAAGCUGUUAUUGGAGACUCAGAAGUCCUGCCACGGCCCAAUGGCUACACAGUCAGGGGAACCAGGUCAAUAGCAGGUCCAUAUGCGAUACCGCUGCCGCAGCAGGCUGGCGCAACUGUCAAGGCCACGGAGGGCAUGUGGGAACACCGCCAAGGUCGCAAGAUUGACGGUGGUGAGAGAAGAAGGGCAGAGAUUCGAUUCAAGAGACGGUCGGUGGAGCGAAGGGCUGAGCGUGAGGCGGAAGCAUUGGCUGGCUUGUAAAAGGAGUGUGUCUGGAAGGACUGUGAUGGCUGGCGCAUUGUAUAUUAUGAAAAUCAUGUAACAAACUGUUCUUAUCCGAGUUCCAGCGGUUGGAAUGCCUCUAUCUCAUUAUUCGCUGAUAUUAUACACCAGGGUGUGGUGGUGAACUGCG